Aspergillus nidulans FGSC A4 is the source of this 282-nucleotide messenger RNA. RefSeq lists its product as uncharacterized. NCBI's taxonomy places the organism in Eukaryota, Fungi, Ascomycota, Eurotiomycetes, Eurotiales, Aspergillaceae. The record is from RefSeq and is a predicted model, not a curated record. The transcript has 2 exons. The coding region runs from base 1 to 282 and encodes 93 amino acids.
AUGGCUCGAAGGGACUAUGGAGACUGGAAUAUCAACCCGGGCACGUCUACACGGCUGUGGAAUAUGGACCCGGAUGCCAACCCGGGCCUUCAGACUCCGUUCCCACCUCCCGUGAGCUCAGGCGCAAGCUUAAUCGACAAUUUGGAGCACCGCUUAAGGGACAUGUCCAACCUGACAUGGGAUCCCCGGCAUCGCCCGACUUCAGCCGUACUGUUCGGCGAACAGUACUCGUCUGCCACCCCAAAUAACCUCAAGAUUCUGUACAGCCUUGGACGGAGUUAA